Molecule: messenger RNA, 1137 nt
Organism: Saccostrea cuccullata (small rock oyster)
Lineage: Eukaryota; Metazoa; Mollusca; Bivalvia; Ostreida; Ostreidae
Product: WW domain-containing oxidoreductase-like
Exons: 8
Molecular function (GO): protein binding
Source: RefSeq, a predicted model, not a curated record
AUGUCUGCGCCCAUGAUAGACACUGACAGUGAAGACGAACUACCACCAGGUUGGGAGGAACGUGUAUCUGCACAGGGACAAGUGUAUUAUGCAAAUCAUGAAACUAAGGCUACACAGUGGGAUCAUCCUCGCAGUGGAAAGAGAAAACAGAUAAAAGGAGAUUUGCCCUAUGGAUGGGAGAAACAGGUUACAGAUGAUGGUGUUAUAGUAUUUGUGGACCAUAUUAACAAAAAGACAACAUACACAGAUCCAAGGUUAGCAUUUGCAGAGGAUGAAAAGAAAACACCAUUAGAUUUUAAGCAGAAGUUUGAUGGAAACAGUGCUGCAAUGCAAGUGGUUCAGGGAAAAGAUCUUUCUGAAAAAUAUGCUAUUGUGACAGGGGCAAAUAGUGGUAUUGGGUAUGAAACUGCAAGAACUUUAGCUUACUUUGGAGCAACAGUUAUUCUGGCCUGCCGGAAUCUGGAAGCAGCAAACAAAUGUAAAAAGACUAUUUUGGAAGAGAGGCCAUCAGCCAAAUUAGAAGUUAUGCAUCUGGACCUAGCUUCUUUGAAAAGUGUGCGGAUGUUUGCUGAGGAAUACAGAUCAAAGAAAUGGCCACUGCAUCUACUAAUUCUGAACGCUGCAGUGUUUGGUUUGCCUUUUACAAAAACUGAAGACGACAUUGAAAUGACCUUCCAAGUAAAUCACCUGGCCCAGUUUUACCUGACCAAGCUUCUGUGGGAGGUCCUAGCAUCCUCUUCUCCAUCAAGGAUUGUAAUUGUUUCCUCUGAAUCACACAGAUCUAGUGACCUUUCUCUUGACAACAUCAGUGAGGGCAAGUUAUCUCCUACACCCAACCAGUAUCAGGACUUACAGGCCUACAAUAACUCCAAACUGUGUAAUAUCCUAUUUUCUCUGCACCUGAACAAGCUUCUGUCAGAUAAAGGAGUUACUAGUAACUCAGUACACCCUGGAAAUGUGAUGUACACACGCAUCUCUAGGAACUGGUGGUUCUAUAAAUUGAUAUUUUUCGUGGCCAGACCCUUUACAAAAUCUUUGCAACAAGGUGCAGCCACUACAGUCUUCUGUACAACCUCAGCCCAGUUAGAGGGAGUGGGGGGACUGUACUUUAACAACUGUUGUCGUUGUGAGCCCUCU